AUGACCGGCACCUCGCACUCCUUGUUUGGAAACGAAGAAUAUACGGUAGGAUGGAUUUGCGCCCUACCCCUCGAAUUAACCGCCGCAAGGGGAAUGCUCGACGAGGAGCAUGGUUUGCCUCGAGAAGUACCGGAUUUGGCCGACAAGAACACAUAUGUAUUGGGAUCAAUCGCCUACCAGUCAUUAGGGAUGGAUCUAUCUCUAUGGGUGUAA
Messenger RNA from Penicillium manginii, 213 nucleotides. RefSeq lists its product as uncharacterized. Bases 1 to 213 code for a protein of 70 amino acids. Gene Ontology annotation, molecular function: catalytic activity. The transcript has a single exon. Gene Ontology annotation, biological process: nucleoside metabolic process. The record is from RefSeq and is a predicted model, not a curated record. Lineage: Eukaryota; Fungi; Ascomycota; Eurotiomycetes; Eurotiales; Aspergillaceae.